ACCUCAAUUGUGCAACCGAUCAUUCAUGUUGGCACCCCAAGGCGGCGGCCCGUCCCAGGACGAGCUGAAGCGAGUCGCCGCCCACCGCGCCGUGGAACUGGUGCGCUCCGGCAUGGUUCUCGGCCUCGGCACCGGAUCCACCGCCGUGCACGCCCUCGACCGCAUCGGCGCCCUCCUCCGUACUGGCCACCUCCGCGACGUCGUGGGCAUCCCCACCUCCGAGUGGGCCGCCGCCAGCGCCGCGGCCGCCGGCAUCCCCCUCACCGACCUCAACACCCACCCGGUCGUCGACCUAUCCAUCGACGGCGCCGACGAGGUCGAUCCGGCCCUCAACCUCGUCAAGGGCCGCGGCGGGUCCCUCCUCCGCGAGAAGAUGGUUGAGGGCGCCAGCCGCCGCUUCGUCGUCAUCGUCGACGAGUCCAAGCUCGUCCCCCGCCUCGGAGCCAGCGGCCUCGCCGUUCCCGUUGAGGUCAUCCCCUUCGGCUGGUCCCUCACCCUCCGCCGCCUCCGGACCCUCUUCGAUGGCGUGCCCGGCUUCAACAUCAAGCUCAGGACCGCCGCCACGAACGCCAAAGCCAGCGCGUUCGACGAAAGCGAGUCCAAAUCGGAACCUUUCGUGACGGAUAACAAGAACUAUAUCGUGGAUCUGUUCUUCGAGGAUGGGAUCCAUGGGGAUCUAAAUCUGAUCAGUGACGAGAUCCUUAGGAUCACCGGGGUGAUCGAGCACGGGAUGUUCCUCGGAUUGGCAUCGUCCGUGAUCAUAGCCAGGAAGGAUGGGGUGGUGGUGGUCGACAAGGCUGCGAAGGUUAAUGAUGUCAACUAUUCUCCUUAAAUUAAAGCCUUGUGUUCAUUGUGCUCGAUGUCUGAGACUUUAUCUUACACCUCAAAACUGGCAAUUCCGUGCAAGCCAAAGCAAUGAAGUGAUUCGUGGCCAAUGCAAGUCAAGUGUGUACCUGCUGACUUUUCUUAGCAUUUAAAGGCCAUGGUUUUCCAAAGUCAACUCCCUUUGUGUUUUCUUUUUCUUUGGGUCACUUCCUCACAAGUCAUUCUUCUCUGAAUACAACACAAGAGAGAGAGAGAGAGAGAGAGAGAGAGAGAGAGAUGUUCUGCUGUGAUAUAUUGAGCAUUUUGAUCAGGUAAUACUCAUCCCAUUUGACAUGAUCAAAAUUUCUUCUUUGAACAUUGAAUGAUUUCCAUCCUUUCUUUAUUAA
Molecule: messenger RNA, 1211 nt
Organism: Musa acuminata AAA Group (dessert banana)
Lineage: Eukaryota; Viridiplantae; Streptophyta; Magnoliopsida; Zingiberales; Musaceae
Product: probable ribose-5-phosphate isomerase 2
Exons: 2
Coding region: 26-832 (268 amino acids)
Biological process (GO): pentose-phosphate shunt, non-oxidative branch
Molecular function (GO): ribose-5-phosphate isomerase activity
Source: RefSeq, a predicted model, not a curated record